Messenger RNA from Calidris pugnax (ruff), 8043 nucleotides. RefSeq names its product ARFGEF family member 3 (gene ARFGEF3). The record is from RefSeq and is a predicted model, not a curated record. NCBI's taxonomy places the organism in Eukaryota, Metazoa, Chordata, Aves, Charadriiformes, Scolopacidae.
UGUCCCCGCCAUGGAGCUCGGUGUGAUUCAUCAGCAGCGGCGGCGGGGCGGCAGCGGGGUACCGCGCACCGUCCCCGCUUAGGCACGGCCGCGGUGGGGGGGAGCCGCCCCCCCAUUCACCCCCCCACUCCCGGCACCGCUCUGCCACCUGCACCGCCCUCCUCCUCCUCCUCCUCAUCUUCCUCCUCCUCCUCUUCCUCGCCGCCCGCUCCUCAGCCCCCGCGGCGACGCCAGCAUCCCGGGGGAGGCAAGAUGGAAGAAAUCCUGCGAAAGCUGCAGAAGGAGGCGUCGGGGAGCAAGCACAGGGCCAUCAAGGAGAGCUGCACCUGGGCCAUCGAAACGUUGGAUUCUCCUGAUGCUACUACUAAGAUACCUCCGUAUCAGCUAAGGGGGUUUUGUCUCCUUCCUCUCCAACUGGCUCUGGAAUCGAAGAGCGUGAAGCUGGCCCAACAGGCUUUAGCAGGGAUGCAGAAGCUGCUCUCUGAUGAGAGGUUUGUAUCCGUGGAAACAGACUCAGAUGAGAAGCAGUUGCUUAAUCAGAUGCUGAAUGCCGUCAAAGUGACUCCUUCGCUCAACGAAGACCUGCAGGUUGAAGUGAUGAAGGUCUUGCUCUGUAUAACUUACACCUCCACGUUUGAGCUGAAUGGGAGUUCAGUGUUGAAGAUUGCUGAGUUGUGUUUUGCAUGUCAUAGAGCUGGAAGUCCCCGAAUGCAUGAAAUGAUCAAAAUGUCCAUUGCGCGUCUCCUCGGGGCCCUGAGCUCUCGCGUUUUUAUUGCUGGUUCUUCAUCAGUGGCUUUUCAAAAGGUUUGCAUUGAGACAUAUGUAUCUAGCUGUCACCAGCGGAGCAUUAACACCGCUGUGCGGGCAACCCUCAGCCAAAUGUUGAGUGACUUGACUUUACAGUUACGGCAAAAGCAAGAAAAUAUGACAAUUGAAAACCAUGACGUCUCGCAGAAAUUCAAGAGCCAAGGUACUUCAGCUGAGUCUCUUUGUGAUGAUGUUGUAUCUGUCCUCACUGUGCUCUGUGAGAAGCUCCAGGCUGUCAUAAAUGACAAUCGGCAACUUCAGCUUCUUUACUUGGAGUGCAUCCUCUCCAUGUUAAACAGCUCCUCGUCCAGCAUGCACCAGCACAAGGGAUUCACUGAUCUCAUAUGGAAGCAACUGUGUCCAGCCCUAGUGGUAAUCCUGGGAAAUCCAAUCCAUGACAAAACUAUCACCUCAGCCCACAGCAGCAUCUGCCUUGAGGCUGAUUCACCUUCUUCAGGGAUCUCUGAUCAUGGCCGGGGUUCAGGUUGUUCCUCCACAGCACCUGCCCUGAGUGGGCCCGUCGCACGGACCAUAUAUUACAUUGCAGCAGAACUGGUUCGACUGGUGGGGUCGGUGGAAUCCAUGAAGCCUGUGCUGCAGUCUCUCUAUCACCGGAUAUUGCUUUACCCACCACCUCAGCACCGAGUAGAAGCCAUCAAAAUUAUGAAGGAGAUACUUGGCAGUCCUCGGCGGCUUUGUGAUUUGGCAGGGCCCUGCUCUUCCGAGUCAGAAUCCAGGAAGAGGUCUAUUUCUAAAAGGAAGUCCCAUCUGGAUCUUCUCAAGCUGUAUGCUUUGUUUACCCACCUUAUCCACGCCCCCAAAGUGACGACAGUGGAAAGUCCGAGAAGGCAGCAGCACAGAGCUUUCAAACCCUCACGAGGUAUGAUGCACUCACCAGGAUUUGAGGGAAACCUAAAUUUCAGCUUCCAGACUCUGAUGAAUGCAGACAGCCUCUACAUGGUCUCACAUUACACUCUGCUGCUCAACCUAAAAUUGGCCAACUCGGAUUACUACAGAAAGAAGCCUGCCCAAGCCCCUGUGUUGCUGAAGGAGUUCAUGAAGCAGGUCCAGUCCAGUGGAGUGUUGAUGGUAUUUUCCCAGACCUGGGUUGAAGAACUGUACCACCAGGUACUAGAAAGGAACAUGCUGGGGGAAGCUGGAUACUGGGGAAGCCCUGAAGAGCACAGCCUUCCACUUAUCACCAUGCUGACCGACAUCGAUGGCUUGGGGAGCAGUGCAAUUGGUGGCCAGUUGAUGGCAUCUGCUUCAGCUCAAUCUCCGCUUUCCCAAAACCGGAAGACAGAUGAUUCCGUUGUUGCAGGAGUUGCUUUUGCCCGAUACCUUUUAAUUGGCUGUUGGAAAAACUUGAUCGACACUUUGUCCACACCACUGACCGGCCGCAUGGCGGGGAGCUCCAAGGGGCUGGCCUUCAUCUUGGGAGCAGAAGGAGCCAAGGAGCAGAACCAAAAGGAGAAGGACUCCAUCUGCGUGAGCCUGGAUGGACUGAGGAGAGCAGCCCGGCUGAGCUGUGCUCUAGGAGUUGCUGCUAAUUGUGCAUCUGCUCUUGCCCAAAUGGCUGCUGCUUCCUGUGUCCAAGAGGAGAAAGAAGAAAAAGAAAUCCAAGAGCCCAGUGAUACUAUAGCUCAAGUGAAACAGAAAGUGGAGCAGAAACUGGAGCAGAUGGGGAAAGUGCAGGGAGUCUGCCUGCACACAGCUCAUGUUUUGUGUAUGGAUGCAGUCCUUAACGUGGGCCUGGAGAUGGGGAGCCACAAUCAGGACUGUUGGCCUCAUGUGUUCAGGGUGUGUGAGUACAUCAGCACGCUGGAGCACACCCACUUCAGUGAUGGUGCUUCCCAGCCCUCCCUCACCAUCACCCAGUCACAGCAGGCACACACAGGGCUGCACCCAGACCCCCAGCCUGGGGACUCUCCCCAGGUGCUGACCCCCGAGCAGGAGACCACCCUCAGCAGCAAUCCUGUCAUUCAGCCCGUUUCUAUCCAGGAACUCAUCAAGGAGAGCAGUAAGGGCAGAGCUUUUGACUUCCGUGGAGGCAGCCUGCUGUGUGGGACCAGCGCUGCCAAGGCUGUUCUCACACUCUCCACGCAAGCUGACAGACUCUUUGAAGAUGCUGCUGACAAGUUAAACUUGAUGGCACUGGCAGGCUUCCUUUACCAGCUGAAGAAGGCUUCUCAGGCCCAGCUUUUCCAUUCAGUCACAGAUACAGUUGAUUACUCCCUCGCAAUGCCAGGUGAAGUAAAAUCUACCCAGGACAGAAGAAGUGCACUUCACUUGUUCCGACUCGGUGAUGCCAUGCUCAGGAUUGUAAGGAGUAAAUCUCGCCCGUUGCUCCACCUCAUGCGCUGCUGGAGCCUGGUGGCACCUCACCUCGUAGAGGCUGCUUGUCACAAGGAGAGACACGUGUCCCGGAAGGCUGUCUCCUUCAUCCAUGACAUCCUCACUGAAGUGUUGAUGGACUGGAAUGAGCCUUCUCAUUUUCACUUUAAUGAGGCGCUUUUCCGCCCCUUUGAGCGUAUCAUGCAGCUGGAGCUGUGUGAUGAGGAUGUCCAAGACCAGGUGGUCACCUCGAUAGGAGAGUUGGUGGAGAUGUGUUCUACCCAGAUCCAGUCGGGAUGGAGACCCCUGUUCAGUGCCCUGGAAACGGUUCACAGCAGCAGCAAGUCAGAGGUUAAAGAGUACCUUGUAGGAGAAUACUCUAUGGGGAAACGCCAAGCUCCGGUGUUUGAUGUCUUUGAAGCAUUUCUAAACACAGACAGCAUCCAGGUCUUUGCCAAUGCCGCCACCAGUUAUAUUAUGUGCCUUAUGAAGUUUGUCAAAGGACUGGGGGAAGUAGAUUGUAAGGAGAUGGGUGACUGUGUGCCAGGAUCAGGAUCUGCAUCCACAGACUUGUGCCUUCCCGCCCUUGAUUACCUCAGGAGAUGUUCUCAGUUGUUAGCCAAAAUCUAUAAAAUGCCCUUGAAACCCAUCUUUCUCAGUGGCCGGCUGGUGAACUUGCCCCGAAGGGUGCAGGAGCAGUCGGCCAGCAGCGAGGACGGGAUUGAGUGCAUCCUCUCUGACUUUGACGACGACACCAGUCUUAUCAACGUCUGGAUUAUUCUGCUGGAAGAGUUAACAACUGCCAUAUCCAACUGUCCCCGCCAGCACCAGCCUCCUACUUUGGAUCUGCUCUUUGAAUUGCUGAGGGACGUUGCCAAGACACCUGGCCCAGGAUUUGGCAUUUAUGCAGUUGUACAUCUUCUUCUCCCCACGAUGUCUCUUUGGCUCCAUCGCAGCCACGGUGACCAUUCUUACUGGGACGUGGCAUCUGCUAAUUUCAAGCACGCCAUCGGCCUUUCCUGUGAGCUCGUCGUGGAGCACAUCCAGAAUUUCAUACACUCAGAUAUUGGUUAUGAAAAUAUGAUCAACACUAUGCUGAAAGAUCUUUUCAAGCUGCUGGUGGCCUGUGUAGCAGAACCAACAGAAAUUAUUUCCAGAGUUGGCUGCUCUUGUAUCAGGUACGUGUUGGUGACAGCAGGGCCUGUGUUCACUGAAGAGAUGUGGAGACUCGCGUGUUGCGCCCUGCAGGACGCCUUCUCGGCCACUCUGGAGCCAGUAAAGAACCUGUUGGGCUAUUUCCACAGUGGUUCCGAAAGCUUUAGUGGAGACGCCUGUGAAGUGAAGGUGGCAGCUCCCUCCCUCUCGCCAAGUGCUGAAGCCGAGUACUGGAGAAUCAGAGCCAUGGCACAACAGGUCUUCAUGCUGGAGACUCAGUGCUCCCCAAAGACCCCUAGCAACAAGGAAGGGUUUGAACAUGCCCAGUCGUGCGUGCUCAUCAUUGACCUGCCAUCAGAUAAGAAACCCAAUGGGCAUACCCAGAGAAGUAUUCCUUUCAGGACGAUAGUGGUGAGCUUGCUGUCCCACCAAGUACUGCUCCAGAAUUUAUAUGACAUCUUACUGGAAGAAUUUGUGAAAGGCCCUUCUAACUUGGAGGAGAAAAUGACGAUCCAAGUACCGGAAAACAAGUUGGCUGGUUUUCUCAGGUACAUCUCCAUGCAAAACCUGGCUGUCAUCUUUGACUUACUGCUGGACUCCUACAGAACAGCCAGGGAGUUUGACACCAGGCCCGGGUUGAAGUGUCUGCUGAAAAAAGUGUCUGGCAUUAGUGGAGCUGCCAACUUGUAUCGCCAGUCAGCCAUGAGCUUCAACAUCUAUUUCCAUGCCUUGGUUUGCGCGAUCCUGACGAACCAGGAGAACAUCACUGCAGAGCAAGUGAAGAAGAUCCUCUUCGAAGACGAUGAGAGAAGCACGGACUCGUCACAGCAGUGUUCUUCAGAAGAUGAAGACAUUUUUGAAGAAACUGCCCAGGUCAGUCCCCCACGAGGGAAGGAGAAGAGGCAGUGGAGGGCUCGAAUACCAUCCCUGAGCGUGCAGCCCGUCAGCAACGCCGACUGGGGAUGGCUGAUCAAGAGGCUUCAUAAGCUCUGUAUGGAACUUUGCAACAACUAUAUCCAGAUGCAUCUGGACCUGGAGAAUAACGUAGAGGAGCCUCCAGUGUUCAGAGGUGACCCUUUCUUCAUUUUACCAUCCUUUUACUCAGAAACCUCCACCCCGUCGACCGGAGGGCAAUCUGGAAAAGACACACCGUCAGAAGAUGACCGGAGUCAAAUCAGGGACCCACUGGGAGACAGCCUGACACCCCGAGGAGGGAGUGGAGAAAUGUUGCUGCUACCCCCACCCCUAAGUCCUAAAUCAGAGAAAAAAGAGCAAACGAGGAAAAAAGAAUGGUGGGAGAGUGCUGGCAACAAGAUCUACACCAUAGCCACUGACAAAACUAUCUCCAAGCUCAUGACAGAGUACAAGAAAAGAAAGCAGCAGCAACAGUUAAAUAAACUCACCAACAUUACUCAGUUCUCUUCGUGAGGCUGCAACCACCAGAGAUCUUAUUUUCUGCCUCAAGCGGUGGGCUCCUCUAUUUCCAAUGACCUUCUAAAGAGUCUUUCUGUUGUAUCCCAAUGUGUUCAGGCCUGGACCAACAUGGUGCUGACAGUCCUCAACCAGAUUCAGGCCCUGCCAGACCCCACCUUCACAGCCCUGCAGCCGGCCGUGUUCCCCUGCAUCAGCCAGCUCACCUGCCACGUCACCGACAUCCGGGUGCGCCAGGCCGUGCGGGAAUGGCUGGGGAGAGUGGGACGAGUUUACGAUAUCAUCCUUUAAACCUACCCCUUGCUCCCGUUGCAGAGGGGAGCAGGCAUCCCAGGUAUACAGCAAAGAAGUUCUUUGAGGUUCGUUCAUUGCCUAUUUGUUGGUGAUAAAUUAAGAAUCAAUGAGCUUGUCGAUGUGUAGCCUCUAUCCACGUCAGACUGUGUCCCUCACUCAUGAGUGUGUCCUUGGCGGGGGGGAAGGGUCUGGCCCCACAACCCAGAAACUGCCAGUAGAUCAGGGUGGUACCUAAAAGGGUGAUGAUACAUUGCAGUAGCCUUCAUUUUAAUUCAAAUUUGCAACAGUGGGAGCCACGAUAAACUCCAGCAGCAAUCCCACACUUGCAAAGAGCUGUGAAUGCAACUGUCAAAACCAGGCCAGCAAGCCUAUGUAACUUUAAAAAAAAAAAUAAGUAAAAAUCAGGAAGAAGGUGGGGCUACAGGACAAGUAAAAAGGUGACACUUGUUUGGGAUAAAUUUUUUUUCCCUUCUGAAAUUAGCAUGAGAGAGGAAAACCAAAUAAAAUAUCAUUGCAGUAACUAUAUGCCUCACUCACUAGAGAAAGUGGAAAUUUAUUUUGCUCUGAGAAGAGCUUUUAAAGUCUGGUCACAUUUUGGGGUAGCUAAUAAGUGACUAUUAAAAUAUCCCAGGUCCAAAACUGGUGAACCAAGCACAGACUAUUCAUCCUGUCAUUGCUCUUGUGGGGUAUGGCUUGAAGAGAGGUGGCACUGUCACCCUGCCCUCUCUACACCACCACCCUGGCUGCCUCUUCAGCUACACCUACAGCUGAUCCUUUUUCCAUGUGUCUAAUUCCCCCCCUCUGAGGGCAACAGGGAAGUUUGUUUUGCUGUUUCCUGGUGGGGUGGAGGAGAAGACACACCACAGAGCAAAUACCAGCAUGUGCCAAUAUCCAGCAUCCAACUAAACAAGUAGAGAUAAAGCGUUCCAGUUCAAGCAGUGCUGCAGCUCAGUUGGCUUAUGCUUCUACUGGAAAUAAUUUAGAUAUUUGCUUAUAUAGAGCUGCUGUAGCCAGGAUCACUCUUACCACCUUUGUUAAACUCCAUAGUGAGCUGAACCAAGAUGGAAAAUAGUCUGAAAGGAAGGAAUGUUUGCUGGUUCUCUCCCUUUUCUUGUCUGCUGCUGUAAAUAGAAGGGGACAGACCCUCCUGGAGGUAUGUCCCACUCUGUGCAGAACCCCUGCAGGCACUACCACGAUUUGCUGAUGUUAUUAAGGGGUGGGGGGAAGAAGGGGAGGGAUUGACUUUUGUCUUGUCAAACUCACACUUGGUGCUGUUCACACUUGACACAGCAAAGGGUCACCUCGCUGCACAGGUUGUCACAGCCCCUGGGACAUUCCACCUCGCGCUCCCAUCCUGCACAAUUUGAAGUUGAAAUGAUCUGUUGAAAAUAAGUAAGUUGGUUUCAUUUUAGGUGACCCCUUCAUGAUGUUCUCCCAAGGUUUGUAAAACGUGCGCACCGACUAAAUAUACAGCUUCAGCCCCUGCUCCAAAGCACCCUCAAAACCAGCAUCUCUUUAUAUCAGGCCUGGAUUUUGCACAACUAACUGCUUUUAGCAUCUUGAAUAUAGAAAAUCAGAGAAAGCCAGGAGCCAUCGCUCCAUCCUCUGGGUUCACAAAGAGUCUGCCCCUGUCCUCCUGCUUUUUCCCUCCAUUGCCUACUUCCCAUCUGUCACCUGCUGGACUUGUGCAGGGAAUAUUUGUCCCAUGAUUUUCUGUAGCAUCAGUCACACCCUUUCCCUCUAUUUCAAAACUUCCCUUUGCUAAAGUGUUUCAAGGACAUAAAAAUUCCUUACAAGCCAACUCUUUCUGACCACCUACAUUGAUUUUAUAAACAUGUAAAUUAGCAAUUUUAUCAAUUUUUUCCCCAACAAUCUUAAUACUUCCCUGGGGACAGGUGAGAUUGGCCCUUGGUAUAUGGGAGAGUAGUGGCAUGGUUUGAUUUCUGUUGCCAUGACUUUCUUACACAUCUUUAGGUACAGUAAAAAGGUGGUUAUAUUUUUGUUAAUCCUUUUAUUGGGCAU